UUCAUUGACGGUGGUGAAGUGUGUGAGACGUGGAGGCAAAGGUUAGGUGUUGAAGCUCUGCAGACUCCUGAUGGCGUCUGCUUCUGAUAGCAGAGUGGAGGAACAGCCACCAGCACUGCCAGUCAAACAGCGCAGGUUUUCCAGUGUGGACUCCGACUCUGUUAUCCUCCAGCAUCAAAACCACACAUGCAACGAUGUCUUCCAAGAGUACGCUGACUGCCAUGCAGCCCAGUGCCCCAUUCACCAUCAUCACGAUCUGUCCAAACAACAGGGGAGAGCUUUCUCCGAGACCACCCCGCCACCUGUGCCAAAGAAGAAACUGAAUCGCUCCAUCUCCUUUCCUGUCACCGAAAUGUCUUCACCCUCUCCUGCAACUUCCCCUUUUCCACGGGAAACACACUUUGAAAACCCCCUGUACAUGAUGACGGGGAUACCGGACACUUUUUUCCAAGAGGAGGCAGAAGAUAUCAGAUCACCUAGAGGGAGUCCUGUCCCCUUGCCGUCCCUCUCCCAGCUGUCCUUUGACACCCCAGAUGAUCAUCUGCCCUCCAUCUUUAGUAACAUUGAAGACCGGCAGGUUGUUUCUCAGGAGAUUCAGCAUCGCCUCCUGCUGUUACUCAGAAGCAUGGCCCGGAGUGUGGAGGUCCGGAGCCUGCGACAGGGAGAGGCCACAGGGAGGGGUUUCACCUCAUAUCAGCCGCAGGACUUCCUGCUGUGUGAGAGGAGCAAGCCAAAGCAGAUUGGAGACAACAUUUACUACAGCAUCUACAGCCCAGAGUUCCCAAAGAGGGUGCUUGGCUUAAAGGUACACAAGCAGACGGGGGACUCUUCCUCGGCUCACGCCGCACACCUGCCGUCUCAUGUCAAUGUGCAAGAUGUUAUUGCUCAUUUCCAACCCAGCAACGACCUACAAAAAUGCAGCACCACAUUGCAGUAUUCCACAAACAGCUACUGUUCUCCAAAGCCACACUGCAGUAACUCUGAACCAGCAGCAGGGGGCAGCACUGAGGCGGCCACGGUGGAGAGUCUCCUGCAGAGAGGAUGCAGCGCGAGUGUUGAGCGAGACCUCCCACACGCCACUCUGGACGACUUUGUUCAAGAAGGCAGCUCGCUGCCACGCACUGAGGGCUCACAUUAUGACCGACAGGUGUGUGUCCUGCUGCUGCAGGUGCUGGUGGGAGCGCAGCACCUGCACAGCAGCGACGCUGCGGCAGCGCUCAAGUCUCGCGAGAUCUUGCUGGUGUGGCCCUGGUGGGAACGGGACGGGCCAGAAAACGAGAUGAAAGUAGAUGUUUCCCAGGGUUUGGGAGGCUCUAAGGAAAGGGGACAAACUGAGAGUAAAGGGGAGAUUCAGGCGUUGUGGAAAAGGCACGGCUCCCCGCGCGUGGUGCUCGUGCCGCAGCGGCAAUCUCAGCCAAUCACCUCCAUCAAAUCACAAAUUGGAGCCUUGAUUCAGUUUUGCCUGCAGUGUGGAGAAAAGACACCUCUUGGCUCUUUGUUCAAGUCCUCCUACAGAAGGGGGCUCCUCCUCAUGUCCUCUCUGCUGCAGGGGGAUAACCCGCCCCAGAUGUCCAGUAUGGUGGCCGUGCUUCAGGUGCUCCUCUGGGGCCCCAGAGGGCCCCUCUUUGACCCCCAGGGCCCCUCAGGGGUCACCGUGUGUCACUGGCUCACAAUCAAACGCGCCCUGCUGCUGAUGAAGCUGGCAGAGAGGGGGCUGAACCUGGACCGGUCUGCUCUGGACUGGGAGGACUGUUUGUGUCUGCAGUAUCUGGCAUUUACAGACGCACAAACCAUUAUGAGGGCCGUCGGUCUGCUGGAGGACACUCUGAGCAGCAACUAAAGCCUGAUUUAUGGUUCUGCGUUAGAUCGACGCAGAGCCUACGGCGUAGGGUACGCGGCGACGCGCACCGUAGGCUCUGCGUCGGUGUAACGCAGAACCAUAAAUCAGCCUUAACACUUACCUUGAAUAAAUUGUGUGAUUUUGUAAAGUUUGAGCUAAAAUACCUCUCUAGCCUGCCUUACUAGUAGCCACUUUCAAAACUGAUGUUGAAAAUAAAAU
This is a messenger RNA of Cololabis saira (Pacific saury), 2059 nucleotides long. RefSeq names its product PEAK family member 3 (gene peak3). Gene Ontology annotation, cellular component: focal adhesion; actin cytoskeleton. Gene Ontology annotation, molecular function: protein kinase activity. Bases 71 to 1840 code for a protein of 589 amino acids. The transcript is spliced from 4 exons. The record is from RefSeq and is a predicted model, not a curated record. NCBI's taxonomy places the organism in Eukaryota, Metazoa, Chordata, Actinopteri, Beloniformes, Belonidae. Gene Ontology annotation, biological process: protein phosphorylation.